AUGCUAUCCAGUUCGGGAGCAACGGCAGAGACCCUGGACCGCUUUUACGAAGACCUGUGCGGCUACAGCACGUCACCCCUGUGGUUGGUUCAGGAAGAGGCGCUGGUUGCCGAACCCAGGAGCAAGGCUCUGCCCUUCCUGUGGCGGUGGCGCGACCUGCAACCCCAGGCGCUUCGGGCGGGCGACCUCAUCGGCACCGCCGACGCCGAACGCCGGGUGCUGAUGCUUCUCAACCCAGGCCUGAACCGCAUGGCCACCACCAAUUCCAUGUUCGCCGGACUGCAGAUCGUCAUGCCCGGCGAAGCCGCCCGAGCCCACCGGCACACACCUGCUGCAUUGCGGUUCAUCAUAGACAGCCAGGGUGGAUCCACAACGGUCAAUGGCGACCGCAUCCCCAUGUACCCUGGUGACCUAGUGCUCACUCCCAACUGGACCUGGCACGACCACGCUAAUGACACCGAUGAUCCCAUCAUCUGGCUGGACGGGCUGGACAUACCGCUGGUUCACAUGUUGGAGGCGGUCUACUACGAGCCGUAUCCCGAAGACGUUCAGCCGGUCACCGAACCGACCGACUCGUCGCUGACGCGCUAUGGGGCUGGCACCCUUCGCCCCUCGUGGGAAACCAGCGGUGCAGCUCACUCGCCGCUGAUGCACUACCCGUGGCAGCAGACUUGGGAGACGCUGCAACGUCUGGCGCCCCCGAGGUUGACGGCAGCCCCUAUGACGGCGUGA
Molecule: messenger RNA, 732 nt
Organism: Geodia barretti
Lineage: Eukaryota; Metazoa; Porifera; Demospongiae; Tetractinellida; Geodiidae
Source: the annotation of a GenBank genome assembly